Molecule: messenger RNA, 2342 nt
Organism: Geodia barretti
Lineage: Eukaryota; Metazoa; Porifera; Demospongiae; Tetractinellida; Geodiidae
Source: the annotation of a GenBank genome assembly
UAUAGACACCACACAUUCUUUAUGACAUAGUUGCUUUUGCCUGCAUCAUGAAUCCGCUUCAUAACUAAAAAUAUGAACCCAAAAGCGGAGGUGGAAUGGUAGCUAUGUCAGGCAUCUGAGAGCUAAUGCUGAAUGUACACAGUUUGGGACACACAAAGAGCAACUCCAUAGUCCUGAGUGUGCAGUUGCGUAUACUAUUAGUAGAGCGAGGUGACUGAUGGUGUAUUCUGUGAGGAUCAAAACUUUUACUUUGGUGGUGCUCUGGCCAGUGCUAUUGACUAGUCAUGCAGGCUGUGUCCAGGACCAAGCUCCAGGAGAUGGUGUAGCGAUAUGUACUGAGGAGAUCGUUAAUGGAGACCCAAAUCCGUUCUUUGCCAACCGCCCAAUGUACUCUGUCAAUGAACGACCUCUCAUGGACUCAAGAGACUAUAACCGCCUCCUUCAGGAAAGUGGCGACGCUAAUGUACCGUGGCAAAGCCUGGAUAGGGACAAUAACAAUACUAUCGAUCUAGUAACUGAGGUAAGGACAAUUUAUUCACAUACUACGUAAUAUUACGAAAUUGCUCUCCAGUGGAGUCAAACUGGAACAGCCACAUGUGAUGGGAGAGUGGCAGUGUGCGGAUUCAGUGAGGGAGGUCAAGAGAACUGGCUCAUCACACAGCACAUCAACACAGUGCUACCAGGAGGAAAAGUAGAGAGACUGAGGAAAGUGACUGUUCAGUUUGAAGGAACUCUCAAUGGAUGUGAUAUCAGUAGACAGUGCAGGCAGAGUUUUGAACUGUACAAGUGGGAGACUUCAGCCAUUGACAGAAAUGGAGCAACUAACACCAACAAUUAUGUCCGAGUUGGUCGAGUCUCUCCUGAUGUUACUAGUGGAGUAAUGUCCUUUGUUCACUUUUAUGAUAUUGAAUUGGGUACCACAGGUGGUGUUUACUUGGGAGUUGUUGACUUGAGAACUUGUGUUACUCUCACAAGAAUUCUAGUUCUCUACUAUAUGUGUCCAGAGGAGACAUCAGAGCUCAUCUCCAGACCUGAGGCAAUUGAAUCCCAGUCUCUGGAAGGCUCACUUUCAGUGGAGGGAGAGUGUAUAGAGAACAGUUCCACAGAGUCUGGAGCUAAUCCUAUUCUCAUAUGUGGUCCUAGGGGAGAGUGGCAGAGUGUCCAGAGGGAACUUUCUCAUCAGGGUUGGGUAAUGGACCAUGUGAGACAUGUCCAGCUAACAGUGAGGGGACUGGAACUGCUCUGAGCCUCUGUCCAUGUCUCCAGGACUACUACAGAGCUCCUUAUGAGGGGCCGUCCGUCCCCUGUACACCUCAUCCCAUUGUGGCAGAUGGUUGCUGCUGACAGUGUGGUGCUGCCAAACAUAGAAACGGUGGUCAAUCAAGUAGAGCAACUCCCUUGGUGGAGGAGUGCAAAACUAGAUUCACAUUUACAGCUUAGCUUGUUAACUUGUUUGGAUAUUAUGACAGGAUAUGAAUUUCUGGCUCCCAAUAAGUGGUUACUAACCCUGUAGAACCGUGCAAAGUAAGUGCGCAAGUGUGGGCAAAAUUAAUGUGUCCACGACUUCUCUUUUAUGUGCAUUUUUCUGCUCCCAUAGGGACCCGAACUCACGAAUAUUAAAUAAUAAUCGGAAAAAUAUUUGCAUAGUAGUAUCAAGUUUUCAAAAAUGUUGUUGCUCAUAAUUUUGAAAACCAGUGCGUUUACACAAUACCUUUAUUUGGUAGUGUAUGAUGUUUAUAUGCAAUAAUUGAUUACAGAGUCUCCAGGACCUCCAUCUGAUGUCAGAGUGUCAAAUGUGACCAACACAUCAGCCGUCCUCUCCAGGUCUCCUCCUGACAAUGGUGGAGGGAGACCUCUCUAUGAGAUAAUCUACACCAUCACCGCCACUGGUAGGUUUUUGGCGUUGCAUGGUGAGACAAUGAUAGCAAGGUCUCUAAUGACAAGGCAGUUUGUGCCUGUUCUGUAAGAAUGGUAUUGUUUGAACCUUGCCAGUUUAACUGCCCUGGUACUUCAGGUUAGAGCACUCUGCCUAGGCUGCAAAUUUGUGUGGGCUCUGCGAUACCUCUCACUCUACCAAUCACUGCAGCUAACGCGAGUACACUCUCCCCUUUCACUGUGCCGCUCUUUUUUUUGCGCGGGAAUUGAUUCUCUUUGUGUAUGUGCCGCCCGUUCCCCCAUUGGCUGCUCUGCAAGUUCUCUUUGCACGGUAACGCACACUGUACGUAGAGUGCGCUUGAAUGAGUGGGCGUUGCCUUAAUUAGUAAGCGCGCAUCGCGUGGAGUGAUUCUGGGCUUGGCCGGCCGGAAGUCGCUACGCGUCGGGUCCGUAUAUACUCCAGUUGG